Nelumbo nucifera (sacred lotus) is the source of this 5008-nucleotide messenger RNA. Lineage: Eukaryota; Viridiplantae; Streptophyta; Magnoliopsida; Proteales; Nelumbonaceae. The record is from RefSeq and is a predicted model, not a curated record.
UUACAAGUUACAAGUCACCCCCCAAAAAACAGCCGCAACAGCACUUUGGGGUUCCGGGCAAUGGCUAAUAUGUAGGAAGUAACGGCCGAGAUACGAAAGGUGAGGGUUCGUGUUUCAACCAGCAACUCUAGUCAAUUAUUUCACCCGCUAAAACACCGUUAAACUAAACAUGCUUUCUCCCUCUCUCUCUCUCUAAUGAGGGACCACGGCGGCACAGCGUCAUCAAGGUAAAUUAACAGAGACGGUUCCCGUCUUUCGGCCUCUCCGUCUCCCACCCUCUCUCUCUCUUUCUCUCUCUCACGGCAAAUAUAAGAAGUUCCUGAACAGAGCCCAUGCGGUUUCCGCCUCUCCUAACCUGCAACAACUCUCUCUCCUCCUUUCUCUCUCUCUUUGUCAUGGUUGCCACGUGUUAUCUUCCGUCGUGAGAUCGAGCCAAUCAAGUUGCAGGUCGCAGACAUUCUAUUAUUUCAGUCCACUCCUUCCCUCUUUCUCUCUCCAUGUGAAGGAAAAAGAGAGAAAUGAUCUAUCUCUCAUGUGUUUAUCCAGUAUCUGCAACACGACUAUUAAAUUCUAGCAACGAUCUCUUCUUUUGCUUCUUGUACUUCUUUUCUUCUCGUCGAUUUCUGUGCUUCAGCUCUCACAAGAACUCGAUUGGACUUGUUCUUGGUCUUGCUUGGAUCAUUUUGACAGCAGCUGCAGUAACUCGAUUAUUUUUGGCCGGGAUCUGUUUGGCUUGUAAUUGGUUUGAUCUUGGAGGAGUUUCAGUAAAUUAUCGGUUUGGAUCCGAUCCAGGCAGCAGCAGCGCCGGAAAAUGGCGCUGUUCAGAAGGUUGUUUUAUCGGAAGCCGCCGGAUCGGCUUCUCGAGAUCUCUGAGAGAGUUUAUGUAUUCGACUGUUGCUUCUCCACGGAUGUUCUGGAAGAGGAUGAGUACAAGGUUUAUAUGAGCGGGAUCGUGGCACAGCUGCAGGACUACUUCCCUGAUGCCUCUUUCAUGGUAUUUAACUUCAGGGAAGGAGAAAGGAGGAGCCAAAUUUCAGACAUAUUGUCUCAGUAUGACAUGACUGUUAUGGAUUACCCUCGUCAAUAUGAGGGAUGUCCUCUGUUACCGUUCGAGAUGAUCCACCAUUUCUUGUGUUCUAGUGAAAGCUGGUUAUCAUUGGAAGGGCAACAGAAUGUGCUGCUGAUGCACUGUGAGAGAGGGGGAUGGCCUGUGCUAGCCUUUAUGCUUGCAGGUCUUCUAUUAUACAGAAAACAGUACACUGGAGAGCAGAAGACUCUUGAAAUGGUCUACAAACAAGCUCCUAAGGAACUCCUCCAUCUCUUGUCUCCCUUAAAUCCACAACCUUCACAGCUGAGAUAUCUCCAGUACAUAUCCAGAAGAAGCCUUGGUUCAGAUUGGCCUCCACCAGAUACACCUUUGACUUUGGAAUGUCUUAUUCUUAGAGUUCUUCCCCUGUUCAAUGGGGAAAGGGGUUGCAGACCAGUAGUUCGUGUUUAUGGUCAAGACUCUUCAGAUGUCACCAACAGAAGUUCAAAAUUGUUAUUAUCUUCGGAGACAAAGAAACACAUUCGCCACUACCAACAGGCAGAGUGUAUACUUGUGAAAAUAGACAUUCAUUGUCGUGUUCAAGGGGAUGUUGUUCUUGAGUGCAUCCAUUUGGAAGAUGAUCCAGUACGGGAGGAGAUGAUGUUUAGGAUUAUGUUCAACACAGCAUUUAUCAAAUCAAAUAUUUUGAAUCUCAACCGUGAUGAAGUUGAUGUUUUGUGGGAUGCUAAGGAUCAAUUUCCUAAGGACUUCAAGGCAGAGGUUGCCUUUUCGGACUCUGAUGCUGUUGGGUCUAAUAUCACAACAGAAGUGGUAAUAGAAGAUGGGAAUGAUACAGAAGGAACUGCAGAGGAAUUUUUUGAGGUGGAAGAGAUUUUCAGCAGCACUGAUGGGCAGGAUGGGAAAGGAGAUUUUUACAUGCAUGCAACUCAAGAAAGCAUAUUGGAUGAUGUCAGUCACAAACAGGAUGGGAAGGCAGAAUUUACUCUUCAAACUACUGAAGAGAGCACAUUGGAUUCCAUGAAUUGCAAGCAAGAAAAGAAGUGUCAUGACAAGGCCAUGACAGGGCCUGCUACUGUAGGCAGCAAAUUAGAAGCCAAAGCAGUAAUUACUGAUGUUCAUGGCAAAUUAGAAACCAAAGCAGCUACUUCUGUUGUGCUUCACAGAGAGGAAGAUAUGGACAAAAAGGAGAAUGCAGAGAACAAUGGUACCCAGAAUAAGGCAGAUUUCAAAGCUCCACAGUCAAAGCGGGAUUCUGAUAUCCGUAGACAAAAGCCUGAAAAUGUACUGCCACCCACCCCAAAGAAGCAGCUUACUUCAAACACAAAACAACCUUCAGAUCCAACUGCAGCUAAGCAAAAGAAGAAACAACAAGAACCCGAGGGAAUCCAUGUGAAACAGACAAAACCAAACACAGUACCUCGAUGGAUCCAACCAAGCAAAGACUCUUUUACUAAUUCCAUUCAUGUAACAUCUCAUCCUCCAUCAAGAUAUAACAGUGCACCAGCUGCUAUAGAGAUUACUGCACUUUCAAAUGAUUGUGGUGCAGGUGAAACCGGGGCUCAUCCAUCUGUUGCUGCUCGUGUUGGGAUUAUGGUUCCUUCUGAUGAUUUACCUGAAUCAGCUGAUGAAUUUCAUGAAGUUGAUUCCAUUAUCCAUUCAGAAUCCACAGAUGAUGCACCAAGUCCCUCUCCACCAUUUUUAUUAUCUCCUUCAAAUGUUUCCCCACCUCCACCACCCCCCCCACCACCUAUUCGUGUAGGAUCUACAUUUCUGGUCCGUUCUCCUCCACCACCUCCACCUCCAACUAUCUGCCAUGAGGCAACUUCUCAGCUUUCAGGUCCUCCUCCACCACCACCACCACCACCACCACCACCAACUCCUCCUCCUCCUCCUCCUCCUCCUCCCCCUCCACCUCCUCCACCUCCCCCCAUGCGUGGAGCUCCACCUCCUCCACCUCCCCCCACACGUGGAGCUCCACCUCCACCUCCACCUCUUGGAGCUCGAGCACCUGGUCCUCCUGCUCCACCCAGACCUCCAGGUGGUGCACCUCCUCCACCUCCACCCUUUGGGGCGAAAGGACCAAAUGCAAUUGGUUCUCUAUCUGAUGCAAAAAGUUUAUCUGUUGGAAGAGGCCGUGGACUUUCACGUCCUACAGCUACAGGUUAUCAGGGGUCUUCUGCUUCAGCACCUCGGCGAUCUACAUUGAAGCCACUGCACUGGGUGAAGGUAACAAGAGCAGUGCAAGGAAGCUUAUGGGCAGAACUGCAGAGAUAUGAAGAGCCUCAAAUUGCAUCAGAAUUUGAUGUGUCAGAACUUGAGAGCCUUUUCUCUGCCACAGUUCCAAAUAUGGUUGAUGGCUCAGGAGGUAAAUCUGGAGGACGACGCAAGUCUCUUGGAUCUAAACCCGAUAAAGUUCACCUGAUUGAGCUAAGGCGGGCAAAUAACUGUGAAAUUAUGCUCACAAAAGUUAAGAUGCCUCUUUCUGAUAUGAUGAGUGCAGCAUUAGCAUUGGAUGAUUCGAUUUUAGAUGUUGAUCAGGUGGAAAAUCUCAUUAAAUUCUGUCCUACAAAAGAGGAGAUGGAACUUCUGAAGGGCUACAAUGGUGACAAGGAAAACUUGGGGAAGUGUGAACAGUUCUUUCUAGAGCUAAUGAAAGUCCCACGGGUGGAAUCUAAACUAAGAGUAUUCUCUUUCAAGAUUCAAUUUAGUUCUCAGAUUUCGGAUUUUAGGAAGAGUUUAAAUACUGUCAAUUCUGCAUGUGAUGAGGUUCGGAAUUCCAUUAAAUUAAAGGAAAUUAUGAAGAAAAUUCUUUAUUUGGGGAAUACAUUAAACCAAGGAACUGCAAGGGGUUCUGCUAUUGGAUUUAAGUUGGACAGCCUUUUGAAGCUUGCUGACACACGUGCUUCUAACAGUAAGAUGACACUUAUGCAUUAUCUUUGUAAGGUUCUUGCUUCAAGGUCACCCCAACUUCUGGAUUUCCACCAGGACCUUGUUAGCCUUGAUGCUGCAUCAAAGAUACAAUUGAAAUCCUUGGCAGAAGAAAUGCAGGCCAUAACCAAAGGACUGGAAAAAGUCAAGCAAGAGCUGGUUGCUUCUGAAAAUGAUGGCCCUGUAUCUGAUGUUUUUCGUAAGACCUUGAAGGAAUUCAUUGGUGUUGCGGAAACAGAAGUACUGUCCUUGACGACAUUGUAUUCUGCGGUGGGAAGAAAUGCAGAUGCUCUUGCCCUUUAUUUUGGAGAAGACCCUGCUCGUUGCCCAUUUGAACAAGUUAUCACAACUCUCUUAAAUUUUGUGAGGAUGUUUCGGAAAGCACAUGAUGAAAACUGUAAGCAGGCUGAGCUGGAGAGGAAGAAAGCUCAGAAGGAGGCUGAAAUGGAUAAGGCAAAGGGUAUUAAUCUAACAAAGAAAUCUGUGAAGUAGCUGGGAUUCCUCCCUUCAUAUCCCAGACAGGAACCCUAGCUCCUAUCAUACAGCAACUGGCAAAUCCAUCUGUGGUUGGAGGACAAAAAAUCAGAGCCUGCUUCAAGCGCAGGAUGAAAGACUACCUUCCCAUGAAUCCUGCAAUGGUAUUUUUGGCAACCAGUGCAGAUUCCUUUGAGACUGCAAAACACAAUCCGGGAAUGUAUCCUUAAAGCAUGUACAGAGUUCUGACCCUACUCACACUUGAUUCUUUCUCAUGUAACAUAGAAGGUGGUUCUUUUGUUUUCUAUUGAGAUUUUUGGCAGGAUAGAAUCAAGAAGUUGUUGUAUAGAAGUUGAGAAAUGUAAGGAGAAAAAGAAGGCAAUUAUACUGUAAUUGUAAUAUAACCAGGUUUGUCCAAUAGUUAGGAUAUGCUCACUUCAUCGAAGGUAAUGUAUCUUGAGCUUUCAUGGAAUCCCUCUCAUUGUUUCCAUUAUAGAAUGUCCUUUGAGUUGAACAUUGGAUAAGGAGAAAUGCACAAUUACCAGAGAACUUCAUUCA